This is a messenger RNA of Leucoraja erinaceus (little skate), 1719 nucleotides long. RefSeq names its product alanine aminotransferase 1-like. Gene Ontology annotation, biological process: biosynthetic process. The coding region runs from base 22 to 1590 and encodes 522 amino acids. Gene Ontology annotation, molecular function: pyridoxal phosphate binding; L-alanine:2-oxoglutarate transaminase activity. The record is from RefSeq and is a predicted model, not a curated record. The transcript has 11 exons. NCBI's taxonomy places the organism in Eukaryota, Metazoa, Chordata, Chondrichthyes, Rajiformes, Rajidae.
UCGCCUGACUUUGUGGUGAGAAUGUUGCUGAGACGGCCAAAGUUGCACUUGUUGCCGGACCUCCUUCCCUCCUGGGCACAAUGCAGAGGGGUCUUCCACCUGGGGAAGGCAGGCUCGGCAUCUGAACUGAGGGCCGCAAGGGGGACCUGGCAGUGGCGAGAGUUCGCUGUGUUCCUGCGCCCGGAGGUGCAGCACACUCCCUUCACAGCACGACUGCUUCAGAAAGGCGCGGUGAUGAGGCAGGAACGACAGCAGUCUCUAGGUUGGAGGUCACCCGUCCCAGAGGUCAUGGGGAUCCUCCUCGGGGAUGUCCAGGGCGCUGGGCAACAGCCAAUCACCUUCCUGCGACAGGUUACUGCUAUCAGCACCUACCCAAGACUGCUCGAUCACCCAGCCCUGCCCCUCGAUGCCAAGCAGAGGGCUCGAGAAAUCCUGGCUAACUGUGCCGGCAAUAGCAUUGGUGCUUACACUGAGCCAGAAGGGAUCGGUGCUGUCAGACACUCAGUGGCCCAAUACCUGGAGCAGCGAGAUGGAGGUGUCCCAGCAGAUCCGAACAACGUUUACCUGAUGAACGGGACCUCAAAUGCCAUGAGUAUCAUCUUCAAUUUAUUGAUUGACAGAAGCCGCUCUCGGAGGACAGGAUUACUGGUGCCCGUGCCCUGCGGAGAAGUGUCCUGGCACACCAUCAGCAUGCUGGGUGGCGUGGUUCUUCCCUACCACCUGGAUGCAGAGCAAGGCUGGGAGGUGACAGCCCAGGAGCUGAGGAGGGUUGUGGAGGAAGGCCGUGGGCACUGCCAGCCAAUGGCACUCUGUGUUACCAAUCCAGGCAUACCCACAGGUCAUGUGAUGAGCAGGCGGUGCAUGGAACAUGUAAUCCGAUUCGCUGUGGAUGAGGGGCUGCUCAUAUUAGCCAAAGAGGGUCACCCAUCUGAUAUCUACAGUGGCAGCUGCCAGCAGCAAACCUUCAAGAAGGUUCUGUCCGAAAUGGGUCCCAAGUACGCGGGUGUGCUGGAGUUAGUGUCCUUUAACUCCGUGUCCAGUGGCCACAUUGGGGAAUCUGGCGCACGGGGAUGUUUCAUGGAGGUACUGAACAUGAGUCCAGCGGUGCAGAUGUACAUCGGACUGAUGCUCGCCGCCUUUGACUCCGCCUCGGUGACAGCGCAGAUCGCCAUCGACGUCGCCACCCGUCCACCACAACCUGGACACCCGUCCUACCCUCUCUUCCAGGCUGAAAAGCGGGAAUCACUGAGGAUGUUGGCUGAACAGGCACGUCUGACAGAGGGAAUGCUGAAUACCAUUCCCGGCAUUAGCUGUGCGGUAAUUAACAGUGGGACGUUUGCCUUUCCCCGAAUUGAACUUCCGGACGGAGCCAGGGAGGCAGCUGAGGCCAUGAACCUGCGACUGGAUACUUUCUACAGCCAUCGACUGCUGAUGGAUACAGGCUGCCUACUGGCUCCCGGUGGGGACUUCGGUCUGCAGGACGGGCCCUGGCACUUCAGAAUGAACUUUCUCCUGCCCCUCGACAAACUGAAGCUGACCCUGGAGAAGAUCAUGGAAUUCCACAGGAAGUUCAUGGCAGAGUUUUCCUGAGUGUUGGAAGCGGUGGCCUGGUGUCACCAGUAACCCAUGGAAGUGAGCAAGGGCGAGCUACUCUCUACAUGAAUCACAAAUACCCACAGUAAAUACAAUGACAAAGUAACUCGUGUGUCGUUGUUUAUU